Cordyceps fumosorosea ARSEF 2679 is the source of this 336-nucleotide messenger RNA. RefSeq lists its product as hypothetical. The transcript has a single exon. Lineage: Eukaryota; Fungi; Ascomycota; Sordariomycetes; Hypocreales; Cordycipitaceae. The record is from RefSeq and is a predicted model, not a curated record. The coding region runs from base 1 to 336 and encodes 111 amino acids.
AUGCGCCCUCGCAUCCCCCGUCUCCCCAAGGCCAAGCGCUCCGAGGUCUGGAUCAUGGGCGCCGCCGGCGUCGGCGUGCUCGCCCCGCUGUACAUGAUCAUGCCCGGCGCCGACGAGCGCCUCGCCAAGCAGACCACCAAGUGGGCGCCGCGCUGGGAGAAGAACAUCACCUACUUCGCCCCCCCGGUCGAGCGCGGCAUGCAGCGCAUCGAGCCGCCCGUAUCCCGCGCCGUCCAGCGUAUCGAGGAGCGCCUGCCGCUCGAGAGGAUGGCCAAGGGCGUCGACUCCUCCAUCAAGGCCGGCAUCGAGCGCUUCUCUCCCAAGCCCAAGGACUGA